Messenger RNA from Oreochromis niloticus (Nile tilapia), 6484 nucleotides. RefSeq names its product zinc finger protein 365 (gene znf365). NCBI's taxonomy places the organism in Eukaryota, Metazoa, Chordata, Actinopteri, Cichliformes, Cichlidae. The record is from RefSeq and is a predicted model, not a curated record. Gene Ontology annotation, biological process: regulation of double-strand break repair via homologous recombination; regulation of DNA strand resection involved in replication fork processing; regulation of neuron projection development. The transcript has 6 exons. The coding region runs from base 167 to 1588 and encodes 473 amino acids.
GUCAGCGGCGCUGCUAGCUUGCUGUCUGGUCCUGUGUGUCCUGAAUGAAUGACAUCAUGCAGGCUGCUGUUUGCGUCGGGCUGCGAGCGGACUCCUUCAGACAGUAACGGGUAAUCUGGGAGUGUCAUCUAAAGCCAGCCGUUAAAGCUGCGCGCGGUGUAAAGUGAUGCAGCAGAAGUUGUGUUCCCGAGGUUCUGGAUCCUUCCUUUUAGAGAGGAACGGCCAGGCCUGCGGUGCGAUUGUGGACGCUGUCACUCCCUGUGACCUCCCCUUCCGCUGUCCCCGCUGUGGUGAGCAGGAGCGUUUUCGCAGUUUGGCUUCCCUCCGCGCUCACCUCGAGUACCGCCACUCGUAUCGCUCACCAGACAUGGUCACUGGAGGGUUCAGCAUCACCGGGAAGCUCCCCGACCCGCUGACGGCAGCUAUCCCGUGGCACGACAUGAGCCUCCCGACGCGUAGGGGGCAGCAAAGUACAGGGAGGCCGCCUCAUGUCCGCUCCCUCAGCGACAGCAGAGACAGCGGAUACCUCCACUCAUAUGGGUCUGCGAGGAGGCGCACCCAGAGCGUUGGGGUAGGGACGCAGGCGGAGGAGGACGAGGAGGAGGAUGAGGAAAUCGAUCUGGGGACAGAAGACGAAGAUGUGGAAGAGGACGAGGAGGAGGAGGACGAUGAGGGUGAAGAGAGAAGUGGAAGUAGAAAUGAGGAGGAUUUGAAAACCUCAAAAAAGUCAGACCAUCACCACAUCAACCACCAUCACCUCCUCUUCCCGCCUCCAGCUCCUCUUGGCCCUCCACCGGACCCAGAUCUGGACCUGGAUCUGGAUCUGACUGAGCAGAACUCCUACUCCGGUUUGGAGACAGCAGCAGCCUCGGCCGCAGUGCGGCAGCGGCUGGCCAGCAUCCUGCGGGUGGCUGAUAGCACCAUGCAGCGCCGGCUGGCCAGGGUGAGCACCGAGCUGGCUCAGACCGACACGGAGCUCCUGUGUGAGCGUGCUCACUCGCAGCAUCUGGCCCAGGAGAGGCAGGAAGUUGCAGACAAGGAGAGGUCGCUUAGCCGACAGGUGGAUGUGGCUGUCAUGGUGAUUGCCGCGCUGAGGGAGCAGCUCAACGCCUCAGAGAACGAGCUGGAGCGGCGAGAGAGGGAAGUGUUAACCAUCCAGAAGUUUCUGGAGGCGGCAGUUCGCCAGGAGACGUGCGGCAAAGUUCGAAUCCAGCGCUUCAUCGAGAAUCUGCUGAGACGUAUCGCUCUGGCCGAGAGGCUGGUGGAGUAUUACCAGGUCAACGGUAGUCCGCCACAGUGCAACCACUACAAGCAGCACCAGCAGAAAACUGAUAACGGCCCUCACAGAAUAACUAAGAGCAGGUCAGCAGGAGGUCAGCUGUCCUCGUCUGGUCUUGCUGACAGCAGAACUCAGUCCUCGUCCCAGUUCGGCGGACGUCCUCUGUCCUCAAAACCAGGCGGAGACCGAGAUCGGGAGCGGGAACACCAGGAGCGCCUAGCUCAGUCAUCCCGGCUGUUCUGCCGGCCUGAACACAGAGACGACAUCUGGAACCAUCAGCGGCGCCGGUCCACUGGGUACGAGACCUAGACCAGCAGAGAAAGACCAGAGGGAGGGGUGUCGGGGGCAAGACUUUAUUACACAAUGACUUCAUUCCAGUACGUUAACCUAUGGAAAAGUAGCACAUGCUCCCAUCAGCAUCAGACUUGUUUUACACCACUUCUCAUCGUAAAGCUGGAUUUGUUAGUCUGACUUGAGCUUACAAACUCACAGGAGGGUGUGUCCAAAAUAACAAAUAUUAAACAGUACUAACUAUUUUUGCAUCAUUGCAAAUUUAGACCAAAUUUUCUAAAAAGAUUUUAAAAAGGAUUAUUUUUGUAUCUGGCAAAUUAUUUAAAAAUAUUUAGAUAUUCAUACUUUAUUGCUUCUCCUCCUGAAAACUCCAUAAAUGACAUGUGGUCUCUAAUAAUAAUGGAGGGAAAACUAUAUAUAAAAGAUGGACGUAGCUUCCAGGUCUGAGAAGUGGUGCCAGUGUGGAAGUGCCUUAAACCUGCAUUCUUUCUAAUGGCCAGCAGGGGGCGGAGUCUGAUGACAAGAAGAAGGCUAUGAGACCAGUAAAGGUUCGGCUUGCUUGGUUUUUGACCCAGUACAUCCAGCUUUUACAUAAAAUCUAUUGGAUAAUAAAAUUCUGAAGAUGAUAACAGAGUAUCAUGGCUGCUUCCUCCUAACAGGGUUUACAACGUAAAGCAAUAACAAAUAUGACUCCAUGAGCUCUUUGCAUCAGGCACAUUCCACUUUUAAUUGCUUGCAUUGUGUUGCUGUAAUUUUGGUACUUUUCCAUAGAUUAUUAAACUGGAGUGGACCAUUGUAAACUGUUACACUUGGUUAUUUUUCCUUUGGAUGUAUGAGUGGGUAAACCUUCGAUAUUAAAACAUAGAACUGGAUUCUGUCUGUUAAGUAUAAUAGUUCAUUUUAUCUUCAGGUACAAAGACGUGUUUUAUAUUCGUCUGUUGAUUUAUGAUUUAAUGCCCGUCUGAUCACAGAAUUUGAUGCCUGAUGACACGUCCUCUCCUCUGGUCAGACCUUCACAUCCUGGCCUGGUUCGCUCAAAAACUCCUGAUCAGUCAAGCUAUCGUAUCUCUGCCUGUGCUUUCUAAGCCAAACCAUCACCCGGGAUCGUCUUGAUAGUUUAAGAUUUGUUUAGUCUGUUCAGUCACAUCUUAACAACCCAUCACGAGUGAAACUUUGGGUUUCUGCUGAAGAAGGAGGUACAAGGAGCUAAAUUAUUACUAUUCCAAGAGGAAUCCUGGGUCUUUGCCUUUGCACGGUACACCCAACUCCACUGUCUAUCGUUUCUGGCCGUGACUGUUUUGGACUGUGCCCAACUGGUUCCAUGUUUCAAGGCUGCUUCCAAGGUCUGGUCAAAUCCCUUUCCGCUCAUAGUCUGGGCUGUUCCUUUCCAAGAGAGGGUCCUGGUAUGUAAAGAGUUUGCAUGGCCACAGUCCUUUUUCUGUGCUUGACGGAACCAAAUUCAGUGCCAUUGUAGUGGUGGCUAUUUUAGGUGAUACCCAACUCCAGCUCUUUUGGGCUCCACCCAUCACCAUUACCCCUGGUGUGGCUUUGCUAGCUUCUGGGCAACAUUUAUCGCUUCUAGUUGUCAGUUUUUAUUGAGGUUACUCAGAAAAGAAAACCAAACAGACCUGGGACCUGUUCGCCUUGGAAAACUCGCAGGGUUUUUCCUCAAACAGUGCUGUUCCCAGGAUCACAGAGGCACACAAGGAUAAUGAGGUGAUUCUUCAGUGAACGUAUCUGGGAAAAUUAAUAUCUCAGAAUCUCAUCCAUGAGUAAAGUGAUAAUAAGACUGAGGGUGAUGUGGUUGAGGUGGUUUGAGCAAUUAGGAUGCUUCCUUGGCAGAGGUUUUCCAGGCAGAGGAGACUCUGAGUAAGGUUGAUUUUCAGUGAAGGCCUCCUUGUCAGCACUGAUUUGGUUUUUAAAGCACAGGCACGAGUUCGAUGAUGCCAGACCCGGAUCAAAUAUGUUCAGCAUGUAGCUGAGAGGAGUUUCCUUCGAAGAUGGAUCUGCUUUUGAUGCAUAGAAAGAAAAAAUCACAACAGGUGAUAAAUAAAAAUGGAGGAAACAGCUUCCUUCUACUCUACUCAAAUAAGGACGAAAUGUUGCAGAAAUGGGCAGUGAUAUUUUAGCGGUGGGUUUGAGAUGUGGCGCUGACAUGCUGCCACCACCAUCUCGACUCCAGUCCUCUGGACUUUGGUUGUGGACACUUGUUGGGGUAAAAUUAUCUGUAGCUGCUCGGUUGGCUGUCUCUUAUCAUAACAUUGAGGCCAGGGCAAAAUGCAGGACCUCGAUAUCGUGUCUUGAAUCAUUACUGCGACGUCUGUAGAUGAUGUCACACGUCCUAGACGAUGACGCCCAUUUCUAAGAUGUUUUAGCUUCACUUCUAAGGAGCUGUCAUGCUAUCCAUCUGUGAGAAACUUACCGAUCUGCUGCCAAAGCAGGAUUUCAUCACUGGUGUGGUGGACGUAGAAAAACCCAAACAGCACAACUUUUUGGAUGGUUUGUCCCAUUUCAGACAAUCUGAACUGAAAAAAGACCCGAGGGCUUGUUAGCGUAGCCGACGUCCAUUAAUGGAGACGGUUGAAAAUAGUUCCCAACAAGUGCAGAUGCUUUUGGUGAAGCUAGGCUUGCUUUUUUGAAUAUAGCUGUCCAGGUACAUGAAGGAGCGGUUUGGCCCAGGUCUGGAGGACGCCACACACUUAACGAAUGUAUGAGUUAAUUUAUAGCUCACAGUGAAACGAUGCCGUGCUUCAAGUCCCGACGUUUCGGGCUUUAGCUCGCGCUCCUUCACGUUUAAACGGGUGGAGAUUCUCCAAUCACACACGAAUGACGUUGCGUCAGCGCUUUCAUCCAAAGUGACUUAACAGUGCCGUGAAUGCGUACCGUCCAUUUGCAGUAUUCUUAACGACUCACGACGGCUUGUUUAACAGAAUCAUUCCUCGAUCCGUUUACAUGUCUGCACUCAUCUAAUGUUAGAAUGUAAAUGUAAAAAAGGCAGUAUUUGGUGUAAACUGUAUCUUUGCUGUCGUCGGUUUAGGUUUUGUUGAUGGUGUUGAUAUUUUAUAUACAGAGCUGUUUCAUGUCAUCAAGUGGAGGCUGUGGUCCUAGAGUACUAUAACUUGGCAGGACUUUUGUAUGACUUGCAAAUAGAAAUCAUUUUAUGUCUAACAGGGUGUCUGCAGGUUCUGGAAACAUUUUAGUAUUUCCUCAAUUAUGUCAUGCAAAUUCGUCUUGGAAACAUGUAAUUAUGGAAGUAUAUUACCCUGCUGCUGCUGAGACGCUACAGCAUGAAAUACUAUCUGUAUUAUCUAUUAUUCUCUCUUUCUUUCCAGUUAGUCGGUGUGAAUUUGACUUCGGAUUGACCUUGUCAGAUCUUCGAGAAUUGAGCUUCCAGGCACCCUUUUUGAAUUUCAGAUUUACUGGGAUAUUUUUAAAGCCAAUUAUAUGUUUGUGUUUUCAUUGGAAUCAAACUGAGAUGUGAGAAGUUUGGUAGUAAUGUAGAGUAUAUCUUUGAUAUUAAUGUUCUGUGGUCAAAAAAUGGAUUUGUGGACCCUGAAACGCUAUUCUUGAAUUUCGCUGCUCGGAGAAACCUGAUGCAGAUGGAUCUGGAUAAACCGACCACUGAGCACUGCUGUUGUUGAUAUAAAAACCCCAUAACUUGAUGUGACCUGUUGUGCGUAUAACAGGAGUAGAAGAUCCUAUAAUGGGAAAAGUUUUUCCUAGAAAGUGGAAUCUUCUGUCAUUUGUGACGUCAGUUUUGGCCCCCAAUGGCAACACCAGCAGGUAUAAGGAUGGGCAUUAAGCUUAGUAUCACGGAGUGAUACCACCCAGCAGAUUACUAAUGACUAACCUCGUGCUAUGGAUGGAUCAUCCCAGAUUUUUUCGCGGUUGAAGUUUGCUCAGUAUUUUAGCCUCUUUUCAUUCAGUGGCUCUGUGCACGUCUGGUUCCUCCACCUACAAGUUGCUGAAUUUCAUGAAGUUUCUCGAGGUUUCUGGUUACUUCAUCACUGCUGGGCUCUUCCUGUGUGGACGCCAGUGUAGUCUGCCGGUGAGGGAUGACUUACUAGCUUUAAGUUUUGGGGUUUUUUAUUCAGACAACAGCAGAUCUCUUGGAAGUGUGCGGGCGUUGGGUUCGACUCUGAACUGCUUCCUGUUGUGUAUCUGGAAAAUGGUAGAAGAUGCAUGAAGCAGCCCUACUACUACCACUACUACUACUACUACAUAUGUAGCUAUUGUGUUACUGUGAAAGCAUGCUUCAUAUGUAGCAAAAAACUCCUAUAAAAUACUGUUAUCUUGUACUACCAUGUGUACUUUUGUAGCAGAGCGAGGUCUAUUUUAAUGGUAUUUGAAGGAGAGUUGCACUAAACCAUCCAAGAGAGCUUUUCUUGGCGCUGUUGGAUGUCAUUCGAUGGGAAGAGGGAUGCAUAACGGACAAUCAGCAGGGUUCGUGCACAGGUUUGAAAGAGUUUUGAAAUGUCUGGGGUGAUCGAUGUGCAAGAGGCGGUUCAAGUGUGUAAGAAAAGAAAAGUAUUGUAACUGAUGUAUUGUUUGUUUGAAUAUGACUCUCUGCCUUUCUUGCAGUAAGGUGGUAGAGGUGACGUUAGCUUUUCUGUUUGCGUAAAACUGUUCUAGCAGCAGCGUUCUGUUUGAUAUUCUUGAUUUCUGUUGAUUUUUAUUUCUCUUUUGUCCGUAGGGAUUUCAUUUGCAGAAGUAAUCUCUAGUUUUGUGCCUUCACUCAAGAACUCUGUAGUCUGUAAAAAAACAAAAAAAAACAACAAAAAAAAAAAAACCACAAACUUAAAAAAACACUGUGCAAAAAUGCAAUACUGUGAAGAUCUGGAACACUUUAUGUUGAAUCCCGUCGGUCGGUAUGUGUGAUAGCCAUCGAAGAUUAAAGAACAAAUAUGACGCCAA